This is a messenger RNA of Juglans microcarpa x Juglans regia, 3233 nucleotides long. Its product is annotated as periodic tryptophan protein 2. Gene Ontology annotation, cellular component: small-subunit processome; Pwp2p-containing subcomplex of 90S preribosome. Lineage: Eukaryota; Viridiplantae; Streptophyta; Magnoliopsida; Fagales; Juglandaceae. Gene Ontology annotation, biological process: ribosomal small subunit assembly; maturation of SSU-rRNA from tricistronic rRNA transcript (SSU-rRNA, 5.8S rRNA, LSU-rRNA). The transcript has 7 exons. Gene Ontology annotation, molecular function: protein binding. The record is from RefSeq and is a predicted model, not a curated record. The coding region runs from base 98 to 2770 and encodes 890 amino acids.
CCCUUCUUCACUUCAACAGAUCCCGCAAAGCACUUGACUUCAGUAACGCAGUUCCUGUCUUCUUCCUUAGCGCCGACGGAGCCCUAACAAGCGAGCGAUGAACUACCGGUUCCAAAACCUCCUGGGAGCCCCCUACCGAGGAGGCAACGUGGCGAUCACAAGCAACAACCUGCUCAUCUCACCGGUGGGCAACCGAGUCACUGUCACUGACCUCGUAAAGUCCCAAACGGUAACCCUCCCCGUCCAAUCUUCCUCCGACAUAUGCCGCCUUGCCGUCUCCCCAGACGGCGUUUUCCUCCUCACCGUUGACGGCAACAACCGCUGCCUCCUCAUCAACCUCCACCGGCACGUCGUCCUCCACCGCAUCUCCUUCAAGCAUCCAGUGAAUGCCCUCGCCUUCAGUCCCUGCGGGUCCCGCAUCGCAGUCGCUACCGGUAAACUCCUCCAGAUCUGGCGCUCCCCGGGCUUCAAGAAGGAGUUCUUCCCCUUCGAGCUGAUCCGAACAUUUGCCGAUUUUGACGACAAGGUCACGGCGUUGAAUUGGAGCCCCGACUCGAUGUACAUACUCGCCGGGUCGAAAGACUUGACGGCGAGGCUGUUUUCGGUCAACAAAAUCGGUGUUCUCAAAAUGAAGCCGUUUUUGUUUCUGGGUCAUAGAGACACGGUAGUCGGUACAUUUUUGGGAAUCGAUAAGAAGACCAACAGAGUUAAUAUGGUUUAUACGAUUACGAGGGAUUGUUACAUGUUCAGCUGGGAGUGGAGUGGCGUUGAGGGUACAUUACACGAAUCGGCAGGUGGGAGUUGGGAGCCGGACUCUCCGGGGACGCCGGAGAGGGAAAUGGAGUGUGGGAAUGUGGUGAAGACGAAGAAGAGGAAGGGUUCUGACGAUGCUAAGGAUGGUAAUUUGGAGGAGAAUGGUGGGUAUUUGAGUGGAGGGAAAUGGGGUUUAUUGAGGAAGGAUUGUUUUAACCAGGCUCCAGCGAAGUUAACAGCCUGUGAUUAUCACCGGGGCCUCGAUAUGAUGGUGGUGGGUUUCUCAAAUGGGGUUUUCGGGUUGUAUCGGUUGCCGGAUUUCGUUUGUAUUCACUUGCUGUCGAUAUCUAGGGAGAAGAUCACCACGGCAGUGUUUAACGAGGCAGGGAAUUGGUUGACGUUCGGGUGUGCGAAGCUAGGGCAGUUGCUGGUGUGGGAGUGGCGGUCGGAGAGUUAUGUGUUGAAGCAGCAGGGGCAUUACUAUGAUGUGACUUGCGUGGCUUAUUCUCCUGAUUCCCAGCUUUUGGCUACCGGAGCGGAUGAUAACAAAGUCAAGGUGUGGACUGUUUCAUCAGGCUUUUGCUUUGUAACAUUCUCAGAGCACACUAAUGCUGUGACUGCUCUCCAUUUUAUGGCCAGUAAUCAUUGCCUCUUAAGUGCAUCUCUGGAUGGGACUGUUCGUGCAUGGGAUCUGUUCCGUUAUCGAAAUUUUAGGACAUUCACUACCCCUUCAUCUCGGCAAUUUGUUUCUCUUGCGGCUGAUCAAAGUGGUGAAGUGAUUUGUGCUGGAACUCUAGAUUCAUUUGAGAUCUUUGUUUGGUCAAUGAAGACGGGUCGUUUGUUGGAUAUUCUUAGUGGUCAUGAAGGACCUGUUCAUGGACUGAUGUUUUCUCCUACAAAUGAAAUCUUAGCUUCUUCAUCAUGGGACAGAACUGUUCGGUUGUGGGAUGUUUUCGAAGGGAAAGGUGCUGUUGAGACAUUUCCUCAUACACACGAUGUACUUACGUUGGUUUAUCGUCCAGAUGGAAGGCAAUUGGCUUGCAGCACAUUAGAUGGACAGAUUCAUUUCUGGGACCCAAUCGAUGGCUUGUUAAUGUACACCAUUGAAGGCCGUAGAGAUAUUUCUAGUGGUCGUCUUCAGAAGGAUCGUAGAUCUGCAGCUAAUUCAACUUCAGGAAAGUACUUCACAACCUUAUGUUACUCUGCUGAUGGGAGUUAUAUCUUUGCUGCUGGGCGUAGCAAAUUCAUCUGUAUGUAUGACAUUGCCGAUCAGGUGUUGCUGCGACGAUUUCAAACAACCUGUAAUCUCUCUCUGGAUGGAGUUCUCGACCUCUUAAACUCGAAGAAUAUGACAGCAGAUGGCCCUCUGGAACUAAUUGAUGAUGAUGUGAGUGACACAGAAGAAGGUGUUGACAAACAAAUCCGAGCGAAGUUAGAUUAUGAUUUACCUGGAACUGGGGCCAACCGUGGAAGGCCUGUUGUUCGUACAAAAUGCCUGAGAAUUGCACCCACUGGGCGGAGCUUUGCUGCAGCAACGGCAGAGGGUGUGUUAGUUUAUUCAAUUGACGAAUCCUUCAUCUUUGAUCCUGCAGACCUUGACAUAGAUGUUACACCGGAGGCAGUUGAUGCAGCACUAAAUGAAGAUAAUCCAAAUACAGCUUUAAUUCUUAGCCUUCGUCUAAAUGAGGAUGCGCUAAUAAAAAAGUGCAUUUUUGCUGUCAGUCCAGUAGAUAUACCAGCUGUUGCCUCAUCAAUCCCUUACAGAUAUGUGCAGAGGCUAAUAGAAGCAAUUGCGGAUCUAGUAGAAAGCUGCCCGCAUUUGGAGUUCAUACUUCGAUGGUGUCAGGAGCUAUGCAAAGCCAAUGGCAACUCUAUUCAACAGAAUUCUAGAAAUCUGCUUCCUGCUUUAAAGUCUUUGCAGAAAGCAAUCACCAGAAUACAUCAGGAUUUGGCAGAUACAUGUUCUUCCAAUGAAUAUAUGCUUCGAUAUUUAUGCUCCACAAGCACCACGAAAUGAAUAGGCACGUUAUCAUUGUGGGCACUCUUCAGCACAAACCUUCCUUGCCAGGCAUGGAAUUUCACGCUGCAGCCCUCAAGAAGCCGGAGUCUGCAAGCAAAUCCAGUGCGUUCAUUGUAAAGUCAUUCAGUCAGGUACCUAAGUCUACUGUUCUUUAUGGAUGAAUGAGUGGCGUCAUCAGUUCAUGUUGUCUAUCUGAUUGUAUGGGAUAGGCAACACAAUAUGGCAUCAUAGAAAAGAUUUUGUUGUGGAGUAGAUGGGAACUUUGAUGGAAUCGAUUAGUUCGGGUACUUCUCUUUUUAGUCUAUUAUUUUUUUUUAAUAUAUGGAUAAUUGUUCUUAAACCUGAGUUGGCCGCUGAGACAUUCAGAAUGAAUGGAAUUCUUUUAUGGCCAUUGUAGCGAAUGUCAACAGCAGGACUAAAUAGAUAGGGUUAUUACAUGAACUUGGCUUGGGUUUGAUGA